Erigeron canadensis is the source of this 1351-nucleotide messenger RNA. RefSeq names its product 1-aminocyclopropane-1-carboxylate oxidase homolog 6-like. The record is from RefSeq and is a predicted model, not a curated record. Lineage: Eukaryota; Viridiplantae; Streptophyta; Magnoliopsida; Asterales; Asteraceae. Bases 140 to 1240 code for a protein of 366 amino acids. The transcript has 3 exons.
UGAAAUUUGAUAGAUAAAAAUUAAACUUUUACAUGUAGAUUUUAGGAACUAGUACCAACACCACAAGUCACAAAACAACCACAACAAUUAUCAUCAAAACCAAGUUCAAAAAAAGAAUUAUAAUCACAACCAACCAAACAUGACAACAAGCCCAACAAAACACGACGAAAACUCAUAUGAUCGACUAACAGAACUAAAACAAUUCGAUGAAUCAAAACUAGGUGUAAAAGGUUUACUAGAUUCGGGCAUCACCACUAUCCCACGUUUCUUUCAUCAACCUCCAGAAAAUCUACCUUUUCUUAAACCAAAAAUCACAAAGUCAAAAUCAACUGUUCCUGUCAUUGACUUAUCCCUAGAGAGGUCAACGGUUGUUGACCAAAUCCGGAAGUCAGCUUCCACAGUUGGGUUUUUUCAGAUAGUUAAUCAUGGCGUUCCUGUCAAAGUAAUAGAAAGUGUGAUUAAUGAUAUGGAGAAAUUUUAUGAAGAAAGUAAUGAAUAUAAGAUGAAGUUUUAUCAUAGGGAUGCUGCAAAAGGUGCUGCUUAUUCUACCAACUUUGACUUGUUUCAGUCUCAAGGUGCCAGUUGGAGAGACACUCUUCAGGUGAGGAUGGGACCGUUGGACCCAGCAUGGGAUUUAGUACCGGAGAUAUGUAGGGCGGCGUUGGCGGAUUGGGACAAGGCAGUGGCGGUGCUAGCAGAACAGCUGAUGUCACUUUUAUGUGAAGGAUUGGGAAUAAAAAGUGAAAAGUUAAAAGAGCUAUUGUGUUUGGAAGGGAGAUUAUGCAUAUCCCAUUACUACCCUCACUGUCCACAACCAGAGCUCACGAUGGGGAUAACAUCUCACACGGACCCAGGGGUCCUAACAAUGCUUGUGCAGAAUGACGUUGGUGGGUUACAGGUUAAGUGUGGUGAAGAUUGGGUUGACGUUGAGGUGGUUCCGGGUGCCAUAGUUAUCAACAUUGGUGAUAUGCUUCAGAUAAUGUCUAAUGAUGAGUACAAAAGUGUUGAGCAUAGAGUAUUAGCAAACAAUGUUGAGCGUGCGCGUAUUUCUGUUGUAGUUUUUUUCAAUCCUAGCAUACGAGAGAAAACAUAUGGACCAUUCCCGGAGCUCAUAUCUGCUAAGAAACCUGCGAUUUACCAGGAACUUGUACUUGAAGAAUACAUGAAAAGGUUUUUCGCAAAGGGGAUUGAUGGAAGAACAUUAACCAAUGUCUAUAGAAUCCACAACACUAAUGGAUGAUGCUGUGUUAAUAUUUACAUACAUAAAAUCAAUCACAUCUGUUUUGUUUCAUUUCAUUUCACAUAGAAUUCGUGCUCUGAUACAAAAAUGACAAAAACAAAGUUGCUUUUA